CCUCCUCCUCCUCCCCCUCCUCCUCCUCCCCCUCCUCCUCCCCCUCCUCCUCCCCCUCCUCCUCCUCCUCCUCCACUUCCUCCUCCCCCUCCCCCUCCUCCUCCUCCCCCUCCUCCUCCUGCUCCUCCUCCUCUUCCUGCUCCUCCUCCUCUUCCUGCUCCUCCUCCUCCCCCUCCUCCUCCUCCUCCUCCUCCUCUUCCUCUCUCAUCCUCCCCCCCUCCUCCCCCUCAUCCUCCUCCUCCUCCUCCUCCUCCUCCUCCUCUUCCUGCUCCUCCUCCUCCUCCCCCUCCUCCUCCUCCCCCUCCUCCUCCUCCCCCUCCUCCUCCACUUCCUCCUCCCCCUCCCCCUCCACUUCCUCCUCCCCCUCCUCCUCCUGCUCCUCCUCCUCUUCCUGCUCCUCCUCCUCUUCCUGCUCCUCCUCCUCCCCCUCCUCCUCCUCCUCCUCCUCCUCCUCCUCCUCCUCCUCCUCCCCCUCCUCCUCCUCCUCCACCU
Molecule: messenger RNA, 492 nt
Organism: Gadus macrocephalus (Pacific cod)
Lineage: Eukaryota; Metazoa; Chordata; Actinopteri; Gadiformes; Gadidae
Exons: 1
Source: RefSeq, a predicted model, not a curated record